Drosophila busckii is the source of this 2501-nucleotide messenger RNA. RefSeq lists its product as uncharacterized. The record is from RefSeq and is a predicted model, not a curated record. The transcript is spliced from 3 exons. Lineage: Eukaryota; Metazoa; Arthropoda; Insecta; Diptera; Drosophilidae. Bases 53 to 2029 code for a protein of 658 amino acids.
UGUUGUUGCUGUUGGCGCGCAGACAAAUGAAAAUUUUCUGCUGCCGCGCGCUAUGCUCAAGUAUCAGUAUCAGAGCAGCGUUGGCGAUGGCCAUGCGACAACUUCAAUGUCGGCAGCAGCGAUGAACAUCAGCAAUGCUCUUGAUAGCCAGACGAGUUCGUCUAUGGCCUGGCCAGCUAAGAAACGCUCCAUAGCAUCCAAUGCCAGCAGCACGCACACCACAGACUCGGGAUUGGGCAACAAUACGCCAACAAAAACAAAAAUAAUAACAACAACAGCAGCAACAACAAAAGUAAUUGCAACAACAGCAGCAGCAACAGCAGCAGCAGUCAAUGGCUCACACUAUUCCACCGAUAAAAGCGGCUCGUCCGGUUACUACAGCUCCCAUGUGUGCUCCACUUAUUCGCUGGACGAGCAUAUCUAUUGCGAACCGGUCAUAGAUAUCCUAGAAAAUAGCGAGCAAGCAGCAAAGAGCAGCAGCAACAGCAAAUUGGCAGCUUGUGGCAAGCCAACGAAAGUGUUGGCGAUUAGUCAGCGAUUGGACAUGCAAAAUGCCGUUACCCAGGCGGACUCAGCUGCCAAGCAGGCCGCCGCCGUCGAGCAAGUGCAGCUGCAUCUACAGCUACAGCAAGUGGUGCCGCACUAUAGCGACAAGCUGCGCAUUCUGGAGACAAGCAUAGAGAAUUUGGAUAGACAUUUAAAAACAUUUCCCUGCCUAACGCAGCAGCAGCAACACCAAGAGCUGCCGCCGCAGGAGCGCAAGGCGCUUAUGGCAUUGGACAUAAGCGAGAAGCUGCGUUCGUACAAUCAGCUGCCCACCAUUGUGGAGCAGCUGCAGGUGGAGCACUCGGAUGACUCGUUGCUGGACAUUGAUUUGGAUGCAUUUCUGCUGCGGCCCAAGGGGCAGCAGUCCAAUGCGCACGCUGGCAUUGAUAACGCCUGUUUCCUGAGCGAUGAGCAGCUGGAGGAGAACAACUACAAGUGUGCCAAGUAUAUCAAUUCCUGCCCCGAGGUUGCUUAUCGCCUGGAGCCCGCGCACAGCAGCAGCAGCUCGUACGCCAAGCGCUAUGAGGAUCAGCUGCACUUCCAAAGCACACGCGAGCUGCUCGAGGAUGUGCGCGAUAAGAUUCGCCUGCUGACACCCACGCCCACGACGGACAUACCGCCCGAGCUGGACGGCAUGAUACAAACGCUCAAGGAUGAGCUCGAGUCGUAUCUGAAGCGCAUGAAUCAGCACAGCGAGCUGGAGCUGCGCCAGCUCUGCAGCGGCCUGGGACGCCAGCAGCAUGUGCUGCGUCUGCAGAACGCGUUCGAGCGUCGACGCAGCUACGCUGGCGGCGACUAUGAAUCAGUGCGCGAGAUCGCUGGACUCCCUGGACUGCGGCAGCAAGUCCUUUCCAUACGCUGUGCCAGCGAUCCCAAUUUCAAAAUGAAACGCAAAUCGAUUACGGAAAUCUUUCCCACAGCCGAGUGCUAUGUGGAGACCAUGACUAUAUCGCGCAGUGCCACGCCCACCACGCCGUCCACUACGCCCACACCGACACCAACGCCAUCGUCGUACGAGCUGAAAACCACAACCACAACGAUCAGUCAGCUGCAGCGCAAUUUGAGCUUUCAAAAGCCCACACUGUCCACUCAUCACUCGCAGUCCGAUCUGGGCGGCGGCAUUGCCAGCGACAAGGUGGACAAUGUGGCCGAGUGGCAUCGCAAAAAGCCGAGCAUCUGGGAGAUGUACUACGGCACCAAUCGGCUGCAUCAGUCGCUGUUGGGCAAGCAGCGACACGGCGAAUUUGUCAUCGGCAGCACGCAUCCAACGCUUUCCUAUCCAUCAUCGCGACCCGAAUCGGAUUUUACACUUGAUUUGCCGCGCGCCGAGCAGCUGCGUCUGAAAAUGGAAAAGGAGAAGAAGUUUCGCCAAAGAUGUCGCUUCAUUACCACGUUUCUAAGUCUGGUAUUCUUUCUGUUAACCGUUAUGGUUGUCAGUUUGGUUUUAACGCGUGGCAAGCGCAUGUUUGGCAGCAUGAUUUAGCCCUAAACUAAGUUAAUUAACUCUAAGUUAGCCAGAGCAUUAAUUCAAACUCAAAUUACAGUGCCGUAGUAACAAAUAUUAACAAACAAACAAACAAAUAAAUAGAUAGACCGCGAGCAGAACAAAUGGGCGUAUGAAAAUAAAAUGAAAUAAUUUGUAGUCUUAGGCUUAACAUAGUAGUCAGUCAUUCAACACUAAUAUUGUUUUUUUUGUGUCUUUUUGGGGAAUUAUCAACACGUUUUGUUGUGCGCAGUAUUCUUAAUUAAAUUAUUUUUUGUGAUCUUAGCUCUUAAUGUAAUUUUGUGCAUUUUGUAUGUGAAUAGUAUGAAAGAAAGCGAAGACAUUUCAUUUACAUUUCAAAUGCAUGUUAAUUGUAUUGCCUAUAAGUUUUAGUAUAAGUGUGAAUUUGUAAUUUGUGUGCGCGUGUGAGUCAACAAAAAUCAAUAAACAAAUAAAUAAAUCAACAAUUAUG